UUUUAUCGUUCAACAGCUUCAACACACCUUUUCCCCAGGCUCCCAGAGGGAGUGUUUGAUCCGAGGAGAUAUUGGACACUACUCGUUAAGUGCGGUUUUCUUAGGCCAACGCGGAGAAAGUUCGAUCGACUCAGGUGAUCACGGUGGUUUUUCUAUCGAAAGAAAUCUCGUCAUGGCAUUUCGUCUUCCCUUGAGGUCACUUUCACGAGUCGUUCCAAGAAGGCUUUUUGCUCCUCCUGCUUCCAUCAGUCGGUCUUCUUUCGCAACGCUCGCUGAGCGUAAGAUUGAUGACAGUCCUGAAGUGAAGUACAAUCAGGUUUUCAUCAACAACAGGUUUGUGGACUCUGUCAGUGGCAAGACAUUCCCCACAAUCAACCCUGCAACUGGGGAAAAAAUAUGUGAUGUGGCUGAGGGUGACAAGGCAGAUGCUGAUAUUGCUGUUAAGGCAGCCAAAGAGGCCUUUAAGCUAGGCAGUCCUUGGAGAACAAUGGAUGCAUCAGAACGUGGAAAGCUUUUGAACAGACUGGCUGAUUUGCUUGAACGAGAUCAAGCUUAUCUUGCAAGUUUAGAGACUUUGGACAAUGGCAAGCCAUUCAAUGAUUCUUUCAAUAUUGAUUUAUCCAUGACAAUUAAGUGCUAUCGAUACUAUGCUGGGUGGGCAGACAAAAUUCAUGGCAAGACAAUUCCAAUUGAUGGCAGUUUCUUAACCUAUACCCGCCAUGAACCUGUUGGUAUUGUUGGUCAAAUAAUCCCAUGGAACUUCCCACUGCUGAUGCAAGCCUGGAAACUUGGUCCAGCCCUGGCGGCUGGAAAUGCAAUUGUAAUGAAACCAGCAGAACAGACACCACUGACUGCCUUAUAUGUGGCGUCUCUAAUUGCUGAGGCUGGUUUCCCGCCAGGUGUUGUAAAUAUGGUUCCAGGCUACGGACCUACAGCAGGAAUGUCAAUCGCUGAACACAUGGAGAUUGAUAAAGUUGCCUUCACUGGUUCCACUGAGAUUGGGCAUGUAAUUAUGCAAGCAGCUGGCAGAAGCAACUUGAAGAACGUCACCCUGGAACUUGGUGGCAAGAGUCCUAACGUGGUGUUUGCUGAUUCCGAUAUCGACAGCGCAGUGGAAAUGAGUCACUUUGCUCUGUUCUUCAACCAGGGUCAGUGUUGCUGCGCUGGCAGCCGCUGUUUCGUAGAGGAGCCGAUUUACGACGAGUUUGUGCAAAGAAGUGUGGAGAGGGCCAAAAGCCGUGUCGUUGGCAACCCUUUUGAUUUGAAUACAGAACAAGGACCACAGGUUGAUCAGGAGCAGUUUAGCAAGGUUAUGUCCCUGAUAGAAAGUGGAAACAAGGAAGGUGCCAAUAUGGUCUUUGGAGGAGGGAGGCAUGGUGACAAAGGCUACUUUGUGCAGCCCACCGUCUUUACUGAUGUCCAAGAUCACAUGAGAAUUGCAAAGGAAGAGAUUUUUGGACCCGUGAUGCAGAUCAUGAAAUUCAAGGACAUGAACGAAUUGAUUGAACGAGCUAACAAUACCAUUUAUGGUUUGGCUGCCUCUGUGUUUACCAAGGACAUUGACAAGAUGAAUACUAUCGCCCACAGCAUCCGUGCUGGCACUGUUUGGGUCAACUGCUACGAUGUUCUGGAUGUCCAAGCGCCAUUUGGUGGCUUUAAAAUGUCUGGAUCAGGGAGGGAAUUGGGAGAGUAUGGUCUUGAGCAAUAUUCGGAGGUGAAAACGAUAACGAUCAAGCUCCCGCAGAAGAAUUCUUAAACAGCUGAGUGGUAAAUCGAAUGCUCUGAACCUUGAAAUGUCUUCAAAACCAUUCAGUUCAGGCGAUUUUCACAAGUUAUUUAAUACGUCCCUCAUUCUCAAACCCAAAGUGUAGCACUCAGUUAACGUAACUUCGACAAUUUUUUGUACCGUAAUCAUAAGGAACUUCAACAGACUUUUCUUUUCAUAAAUAUGCUCAACUUCUUAA
Messenger RNA from Pocillopora verrucosa, 1964 nucleotides. Its product is annotated as aldehyde dehydrogenase, mitochondrial. The record is from RefSeq and is a predicted model, not a curated record. Gene Ontology annotation, molecular function: aldehyde dehydrogenase (NAD+) activity. NCBI's taxonomy places the organism in Eukaryota, Metazoa, Cnidaria, Anthozoa, Scleractinia, Pocilloporidae.